AUGCCGCCGAAUCAUGCCCUGGCGGCCGAAGCCCUCUCCAUGUCCUCCACACCCGACUCCGACCGCACAUCCUCUCCAGAAUCUGCAAGAGGCACUUCAUGGGCACCGCGGCCGGGCAGGAUAACACCAUCGCGCCGCCUGUCCUCGCGCGUCGGACACUACACGGCGCCCUCGACGUCCACGCCCGACAGCUUCCCGGCCCGCAUCCUCCAACACCUCGAGACCAUCGGCCGGCAGGCCUGGAUUCUUUUCCUGCGGCUGCCCCGGAUCCAACAAGCCGCCGUUGUGCUGGCCGCGGUCGCCGUCCCGAUCGUCUCGAUACUGUUUCUCAUAUACAGCCAUGCAAUCUUCACCUGGCUGGGGCCCAUCGCCAAGGCCUGGCGGGACCUGCCGGGCGGGUGGCUGAUUAUCUGGUUCAUGGCCUUCUUCAGCGCCUUCCCGCCGCUCUUUGGGUACAGCACCGCCAUGACGCUGUCGGGGAUGGUGUACGGGUUCCCGCUGGGCUGGCCCAUCGCCGCCUCGGCCACCGUGGUGGGGUCGACCUGCGCCUUCAUCGCAAGCAGGGGCGUCUUGAGCAGAUAUGUGCAUAACCUCGUCGGUAAGGACAGGAGGUUCGUCGCGCUUGGUCAGGUGCUCAGGAGGGAUGGGCUGUUGGUUCUCACGGGCGUGCGGUUCUGUCCGCUGCCGUACAGCCUGAGCAACGGGUUCCUGGCGACGAUUCCGAGCAUCACAACCGCAAACUUUGCGAUGGCUACGGCUUUUGUCAGCCCCAAACUCCUCAUCCACGUUUUUAUCGGCCACCGCCUAGGCCUCCUCAUCGAGGAGGGCGACACCAUGUCGACCAGCGACAAGCUCAUAAACUACGCGGGGAUGGCCGCGGGAGGUUUGGUCGGCGCGAUCGUGGGCCUGGUGGUGUACCGGCGCACGAUGGCACGGGCGGCGGAGCUGGCGAGGCAGGAGAACGGGGGCGAGGACGGCACGGGCGGCGGGGAGGAUUACGUCGGUGCCAACGCCGAGAACGCGAGGCUCAUGUCUGCCGUGCUGGACGAGACGGACGCGGCGGCGCUUAUGGACGACGACGACAUCUCACUCUGGGGCGAAAACGAUUAUGAGACGGACCAAAGGGGGGUCUCGGAUAAUGACGCCGAGACACGCGGCAAUGGGAUCAAGACGUCAAACGGGUCUACCAACGGCAGGUAA
Pyricularia oryzae 70-15 is the source of this 1200-nucleotide messenger RNA. RefSeq lists its product as uncharacterized. The transcript has 2 exons. Bases 1 to 1200 code for a protein of 399 amino acids. Lineage: Eukaryota; Fungi; Ascomycota; Sordariomycetes; Magnaporthales; Pyriculariaceae. The record is from RefSeq and is a predicted model, not a curated record. Gene Ontology annotation, cellular component: Golgi membrane. Gene Ontology annotation, biological process: mitotic spindle elongation; vesicle-mediated transport.